AGGGUUUCUCCUCAGUCGCCCAUUUAAGCUUUUGCGAGAGAUUGUUCUUGCGACAAAACCAGCUGCAGCAAAACAGCAACAAUGGUGGAGAAGGGUAGCAAAGCCAGGAAGGAGGAGGUCGUCACCAGGGAGUACACCAUCAAUCUCCACAAACGCCUUCACGGCUGCACCUUCAAGAAGAAGGCUCCAAAUGCGAUCAAGGAAAUCAGGAAAUUUGCCAAGAAGGCAAUGGGGACCACAGACGUCAGAGUUGACGUGAAGCUGAACAAGCACAUAUGGAGCCGUGGAAUCCGAAGUGUGCCGAGAAGGAUCCGCGUCCGAAUUGCGAGAAAGAGGAACGACGAUGAAGAUGCUAAGGAGGAGCUUUACUCUUUGGUGACCGUCGCAGAAACUCCCGACGGUGGUUUGAAGGGUUUGGGCACCCAAGUCAUUGACGAGGAAGAAUGAAUUUUUUUCGGUUUCCUAAAUUCAUUUUUGCUAUGCCUCAGGUUUUAUUAUUGUCUUUGGAGAUUUUGAAGGAUUGUUAUGUGACUGGAUGCAAUUUUUCUUUUUUGAGACAUAAAUCUUUUAUUAGUAUUUACAUUAUAUUACUUCUAGAAUGGUAUGUUUAAAUUGUUUGUUUUGAUAU
Messenger RNA from Erythranthe guttata (spotted monkey flower), 628 nucleotides. RefSeq names its product large ribosomal subunit protein eL31-like. NCBI's taxonomy places the organism in Eukaryota, Viridiplantae, Streptophyta, Magnoliopsida, Lamiales, Phrymaceae. Gene Ontology annotation, molecular function: structural constituent of ribosome. The record is from RefSeq and is a predicted model, not a curated record. Gene Ontology annotation, cellular component: ribosome; cytosolic large ribosomal subunit. Gene Ontology annotation, biological process: cytoplasmic translation.